AUGUCGACCAACCGGACUCUCGGAGACACCCCUGAAAAACCCCUCUGGCGCCCCGGCCCCCGCGCCCCGUCCCCAACAAACCGCUACAUCCCACCCAAGCAAGAAGAGCGCGACAUCGGCCUCUUCUUAGGAAUCGGCCACGACACGGGAUACUACGGACGCGACUGGAUCCUGCUCUUCAUGCACCCCAACAACACGCGCUGUGAAUACUACCAGUCAGUCAGAAUCAGAACCCACGAGCCGCCUCUCGACGCGUCCAACCCGGAGCUCGAAAUUACCGAUGAGUUUCCCUACGCCAAGGUCCGCCUCGAGAACAUGUCCGCAGACGUCGGGGACCUCGCGCGCGAUUUCCAGGGGUGGACGGCUGUCGGCACGAUUGGGGAGGAGCACUGGGAUCGCUUUUACAGUACGUGGCUGGCGACGAAGCCCGGGCCCAGUCAGUGGUUCAUGGGGCGGUUCCUGGAUGCGCUUGCGCGGCAGAGUCUGAUUGAGCAGCGCGAGGUGGACGAGAUUUUCUCGUGUGCGGUGUAUUCGGAUUACGAGGCUGAGAUUUGGGGUGGGGAUGCGGGGUUCCCUGUUGAUCGCGAGUGGAUGGAGGAGGCUCAGGGGGAGGAGGAGGUCCAGCGGGUCGAGGAUGAGAGGUGA
Aspergillus calidoustus is the source of this 645-nucleotide messenger RNA. The record is from the annotation of a GenBank genome assembly. NCBI's taxonomy places the organism in Eukaryota, Fungi, Ascomycota, Eurotiomycetes, Eurotiales, Aspergillaceae.